AUCUGAUGCAGUACGACAUCACUCUCCUUCUUGGUGUCAGCUAGAGAUGUCAGCUAGAGAUUUGUAGUCUUGCAUGAUGUCUUUGAUGCUUAUUAGCAUUUUUGAAUCUGAGAGUAAAUCAAGCUGAAUAUUUGAUAAAAGUCAUAGAUGUAUUUGGUUCUCAAAAUGUCACGCCAGGGUAAGCCUACACCAAACACUGCCCUUAUUUUAAGUUUUUCUAAAAUUCCCUAUGGGAAAAAUAGCAAUUGGAACAAUUUCCCUGUUAGGUUUUAUGGGUAUUAUGACCUCCACUGUGAGGUUCUAUCGCUAUCUAGCACCCCCUCCGCAAACACGCGUUCUCCAAUGUUCAAAUCAAAUUGUAUUGGUCACAUACGUGUUCAGCAGAUGUUAUCGCGGGUGUAGAGAAAUGCCUGUUGGUUACAAGGCGGUACUUAUGUAAAUUAGGUAAGAGGAUAUCAUGUUACCAUUGGUGUAUUAAAAUGAGAGUUAGGGCGAUGUCAACCUAUUCCUUUAAUAAUCCUCUGUGAAACUGCAGGUCACAAUUUGGGGUGUUCCUGCAUGUGGGCAUUACUGCAUCUGUCUCCCGAUUGUCUCCGCCUCCCGCUCGGGUGACACCGUGUACCAGCUAUCUUGAUAGUUAGUACAUGAUGUCACUAACUAGUCCCCGCAUUCCGUGUACCGGAGUCAUUGACAAACUAUCUAAACUAGUACACAGUGUACUUCGCUCCCGCCUGCCCUCGCCGUCGUUAACAGAACUCGGGAAAAACAGUGCCCGACCCUACUUCUGUGGGGUUUAUCAGGAAUGCUCAAAUGCAUGAACACUCCAAAUCACAGGGCGCAAUUGCACCCUUCUCAAUAAGCGUGCCUCCUGAAUCCAAGUGUUUGACAUGGAGGAAGGGACCAGUAACUUUAUGAUCAAAUUGUAUCAAUGUAGAACCAAUAGUAUUUUUUUCAUACUUUGAUCAGGUUUCAUCCAAAUACCAUCCAAUCUCAUGAAAAACAUGUAUUGUUCAUGACUUGUAAUAACCAUGUGCGCCACUGCAUUACACUACAUGUAGCCAUAUCUUGUAUUGACUAAUACGUUUUACGAUCUGAAUUCUUUAAAACGGCGUCUUUUUUGGUCAAUAGAUAUGGCUAUCCUACAUGCAGACUAUAAUAGACCCUGCUAUUUGUUGUGCCAUUGCUAAUUCUAACAAUUUUGAAGGUUUGUUGCAAUCUCAUAUUUACGGUAAUAAAUACUUAGGUCACGAGUUGUUGAACGGAAGUGCAAUUGCGCAAACAUCACGCGUUGUUUUAAUUUAUCGACAUUUUACGGCUUGUUUAUUGAACAUUAGCUUGGAAAUUGUAGACUUUACUUCACACGGAUAAUACAAAUCUGUCAUUUGGGCUGGACAAGAUGGCCAGCUGCAAUUUUCAGGUGCAGUUUAUAUCCAUUAUGGAGGUAUUGGCUAAAGCAGCGGUAGCCGAAAUAAACAAUCGUGUAGAUGAUAGCUGUGCUGUUAUACGCAUGGAAGUUAUCCAAAGCCAGCGAGAUAUUGAUGUACUGAAAAGGAAGUGUCAAAUGAUGGAGAGCGAGCUGAAGAAGACACGAGGACGAGUCAGGAGAAAAGAGAGAUCUUCAUAUCCAGUCAAGAUAGUUUUGAACAAGCAGAGGAGUAGUUCACAGUGGAGAGGUGGAGAAAUGGCUGUUGAAGGGGACUCUCAACCCCAGCCUGCAGAUGUGGAGCAGAGAGUGGAGACUGAACCCAUACUGAUCAAAGAUGAGACAGCAGAGGACGUGUGGAAGACUGACCCUCAGGAAGAGUUCAGGAUCACUGGAGAGGAGUCUGGUUCCAAGCCUGGGAAACCACCAUCCUUUGAGCAACGGCACUGUGAUGAGGACUUCAUCACACAACCCAGCAUGUCUCCCGAAGACUCAGUGGAACAUUACCUCAAUUCUGAUCGUCCAGAGGAACCAGGCACACCACGGCUCGCUUCUACAGAGGUAUUCCGCACAGAACAGCACCGGCCAGCCAAGGACGAGGACUCACGAGAGCUAGUGAUGGUGAAGAAUGAGAAAGAGGAGGAGCUGGGUCAGACCACAGCCCUGGCAGGACCUGACCAGUUUGUCAUGGAUGAGUCUGAUGGGCAGCUGUGGACCUCUGUGGAUCCAGGUGGAGACACUGACCCUGUCUGCCACCCAGAUUUCUCCUUUCAUUCCACAGAAGAGUACUCUCAGAAUAUCUCAAUUUUCCCAUCUCAUAGUGGGCUGCCAUCUGUUCCUACUAUGACAGAUGAUGUAGGGCCAUCGCUUCACUCUUCUAUAGGAAAACCACAUGCUAACAUGUUCAGUGGAGCAGCACACAGGAAAAGACAUGUCAGGACAUUGGCUGAUGAGACUAGACAACAGAUGCCAGAGGGACAGAGCAGUGAAAGGCUGAACUCAAAUAAUGAUGGAAAUAGUUUAGCUCUACAGCCAAGGCAGCAUCAGUACAGGGCUUCAGAAGCAACAGUGAGAUUGAGUGAGUGCAUGACAGGGUCAAACAUGGCCACCACCUCCACCUUCUCUGGAUACAGCCUGAGUCACAGUAGUUUUAACAUGGUGAAGAGAAUGAGGAGUCAGUGGAGGUCGGGCGGCACCACCGAGAGGCGUUUCAGCUGCACCUUUUGUGGGAAGAGCUUCCAGCGUUUCUGCCAGCUCAAAGUACACCUCCGGAGUCACACCGGAGAGAAACCAUACACCUGCGAACAGUGUGGCAGGAGUUUUACCCAGCAGUGCAACCUGAUCAGACAUGCUGUGGUCCACAGCGGGGAGAAGCCCUUCGAGUGCAAACAGUGUGGGAAAUGCUUCACCCAGCGCUCUAGCAUGAAGUCACAUCAGAAAACUCACAUAGGAGAGAGUCCAGUGUCUCAAUACGUGGUACCCGCAUACCCUGGGGAUCCACACACAAGUUUAAAGCACAACUGAAGGCAAUAAACAUCUUCUGAUAUAAAAAGGCUAUGUAUCACCGAUGAGUCAUAAACAUUUAUUCUAUUGUCAAAUUGUAAAUAGGAUAAUUGUGUUCAUAAAUUCAGUCUCAUCCAAAACUGAGUUUUGUAAGUAGGUUCGACAGAACUUACUUUUGGGUUGGGUUUUGAUUUUACCAAUGCUCACUUGCCCACUAACACCGGAUACACAGCUGUGGUGAUUGCGCUCUAUCCAAUCCACCGUAGAACACACAGCUUUUCAGACACACCUGCCCAUCUCACUUUGUUUAACUUGAGAAAUACAGCACCAAACAUCUUAACUAUAAGUAAAAUUACUCAACUAAAACCUCCUCGUCAAAAACGUCCAAGUUAACUCAAGAAGUCUAUCUUAGAUACAUAAUGCUUGCAUCGUUCCUAUGGGGUUUCAUGGGGGACAAACAUUAUUAACUGCCACAUCGAACCUCACCCCCAAGUCUGAAAUCUGUUUUUUCUUAAAAGAGCAACAGAGAAAUGUGGAAUUAGUGCGUUCAGUCGCUCUUUAAUGUUGUCUCAAACCAGAUGAAACAAAUAGAUAAUAAUUGCAUAGUUUUCCUGUAACACUUUCUAUGUAAAAAUGUGUUACUGAUGGUAAUUUGAGACAUUUUGACAAGCUUUUCCUCCAAAUUGAUUUGUAAAAUGGUUUUCAUGUUUGACUGUUGACGGCUCUUCACUUUAAUUUCAACAACCUAUUUCCAACUGGUAAUGUGUGUUUGUACCACAAAAUCAUAAAAACCAUGCUAUAUUCAAUAACAUAUAUUUAAUGAAAGAGUCAAUUUGCCAAAAUAAAAAGUUUUAGCUUCACUGUCUGAAUAAAUAGUAGGGGAGUGUUUAUGUAUGUGCCUUAAAAACCCUAAGUAAAGAACCUCAAUGUAAAUCAGCUAUAAUGCAUCAAUAGUUACUUGAAAUAUAUCAUGAAAUUAAGUUUACAUGAAACUAGUUUAUGGUCUUUGUUUGCCAGCUGUGUUUCAAACAAGUUCUAUACUUUUUUCUAUCCUUUAAUAAAUACCAUACCACAUUUUCAGAA
Messenger RNA from Oncorhynchus tshawytscha (Chinook salmon), 4009 nucleotides. RefSeq names its product zinc finger protein 544. Lineage: Eukaryota; Metazoa; Chordata; Actinopteri; Salmoniformes; Salmonidae. Bases 1397 to 2947 code for a protein of 516 amino acids. The record is from RefSeq and is a predicted model, not a curated record. Gene Ontology annotation, biological process: regulation of transcription by RNA polymerase II. Gene Ontology annotation, molecular function: DNA-binding transcription factor activity, RNA polymerase II-specific; RNA polymerase II cis-regulatory region sequence-specific DNA binding. The transcript is spliced from 4 exons.